CAACAGAGCACUAGCUUUGGCCCUCAAUGCUGUGAAGAUAUCUUCUGAAAGGCUUACCCAUGAGAAGAUGCAGCUGCAGAGAGAACUGGAGUGGUUUCGCUUGGAAAAUGCUUGUCUGCGCCGAAAGCUGCUCUCUGUGGUAUCAUAUUUGCAGCCAUGUUCUGUGUCUGUGUGGUAGCUGAAGCUUUUUCUUCAGUGUUACGUUGUGAAAAGCAUUGGGAGGGAUUUUGCUUAAUGUUUGCAAUGGUAUCUCUUGAGGGACCUGUUUGCUUCAUUAUUUAGGUUCAUAAUGGGCAUGCUUUCCAACAAAGGUUUUGGAAUGUGAACAUAUAUGUGUGUGUCUGGAGAAUGUUAUUAAAAGCUUUUCCAGCAUAAUGCAAGGCUGCUAAUUCUUAAUCCUCAGUCCCUGUUUUUAAAAAUCUUAAUUCUCAGUUUUUAGAACAUGUAGCAUACAUUGAAGCGUAUAUUGCUUUUUUAUCCCAUUGGUCUAGAAAAAUACUUUAAAGAAAAAUGAGAAACUAUUUUUAAUUUAUCAAUGUUAAAUUAUAAACUGCUCAAUCAAGGAUGUGUUUUUUCAUGUAAAUAUGUUUGAGUCUAUUGAUGAUCCCAUAUUCAUAAGAAUAGUCUAUGAGUUGGCAACUAUUAAGAAAUGGCAGAUUGAUUUAUUAAUUAUCUUUCUCUGAAGGAAACUGGAAACACUGAAUGGAAACUUCUCCAACUGUCACUAUAAUGAAAAAUUAUCAUUUUCUUAACCCUAAAAUUCUGCACCUUGGAUACUAAAGAAAUAGUGUACAGUGAAAGAAAGUUGGUACUGGCAUUGUAAAAAUGAUCAAGAGUUCUGUUUGGGCAUCAUAAUUGUAAAAUGUUGUAAGGAUACAAUUAGAAUUAUUUAAAAUAUAUUAGCUAUGUUGCUUCUUUUGCUGGUGAUACAGUGUUCAGUUAGGUAGACCUUGGUCUGAUCCAACCCAAAAGUUUCUUUGAUACUUGUAAUGUGUCUCUGGAGUAAAACAUAAGCUUUUUAAAAUAUUCCAUUUAUUUAUCUACAAACAUAUACCCCAUUCUUCAGCCAAAAAGACUCUCUCAUUUAUGUAUCAAUAAGAAAAUGCUUAAAAGCAGAGCAAGUAUACAUUUGAUAAGACCAAAUCUAAAUGUCCUGGACAAAUUAAAAAGGUUUUCACACAGUGACCAAAUGAAACAAUGGACUACACCAAUCAGACUUCCCUGGGGAGAACAUUCCAUAGCUGGGGUGCCAGAACCAAAAGGGCCUUAUCUCCAGUCACUACCUGCCUCACUUUCAAUGAACAAAUCUGCUGAGGAACUUUACCUGUUAAAGAACAGCCACUUGGAAAAUAUAAUAAAGCUGAGCAGAACUUCUGAGGAUGGCUCCUGCUCCUUGUCACUAUCUGAUGGGGGAGACAGUAGAAUUGAUGACAGGCAGGACGAUAUCCACCCUAUUCGAGCUGCGCCAAUAUCCAUGAGAAUUCCACUCCUUAAUCUAGAUGACGAAGGAAACACAAAUAGUAGAGACAUAGGACAUUCCAUCUCCACAAGUUUGCAGAUCCUUCCCUUAGGUGUUCCAGGGUCUUCUUUCGGCGAGUCUCGGAAUAUGCCCACAGCUGCUAUGGAGCAGUCUCCUAUUUUUGAUGAGGCAUUAUCAAGCAAUGAAAAAAAUGACCGGAAGCUCAGUGAAGCUGAAAGCCCUCCCUCAGCACUUGACUUGGCCACACUUUUUGAAGAUAAUUCCUUGAAUCCACUGCAAAGUUCUAGGAGCUGCUCGCUGUCUGCCCUGAAUAAAAAUGAUCCUGUGCAGCAGUCCAAGGAGACCAUGAGACCAUCCAGCGACAGUGUGGUGGAGGUGUCACAUGAGUAUGUGACCAGGAGGAAAAAAGGGAGAACAGGUUUAUUUGCUGCGUUUGGAGGUGAUUCUCAGAUGGAGAUGUCAGACAAUGUGCCACUUGGUGGCCCACAGUGGACAAACGAAAUGGAGCCUGCUGCUAAACAUGAUCUUGAAGUCAGUCAUGUUGGUGAGCUUGUCACACUGAAGGCCAAAAAUAAAAGCUAUGGGAAGAUCAAAGCCAAUGAAACCAAAGCUUUGAAAAAAGUAAGCAUGGGAACAAAAAGCAGCGAUGCUGCUUCCAGACAAUCAGCAAUCAAUUGGGAUAAUUUUAAUAAUAAAAAAGUAAGCAUGGGAACAAAAAGCAGUGAUGCUGCUUCCAGACAAUCAACAAUCAAUUGGGAUAAUUUUAAUAAUGGUGGGAUGCCUACCGAUGCUGCAAUACUGUCUAAAAUGAAAGAAUCUGGCAUUAUCAAGAUGAAAACUCCCAAGCUUGCUUGCCACACUGAAGAGUCAACCCAGGUGGCUGCAAUGGAAGAAAUAGUGCCACUGAACAGCUCGGGUCAGAAUGAGAAACACAGUUCGCAACGUGUUGUUAAAACCACAGGCAGAAGAACCUACAUGGUGGACCCAGCUCCUCCAAAGACUGUGGAUGAUUGCAAUACUCUGGGUCAGGAAAUAAAAAGGACAUCAUUCUUUGAAAAACUAAAGAGUCUAGAAAGUCAAUUCCAAAGCUCAGGGCCAAGUACAUUAAACAAUAAAGCCCAACAGAAUGAGAGGAGCCAUAACCAUGGUGAGAAGUAUACUCGGCAUUUUGAUAAAACCAGAAGUUCAAGAAAGACCUAUGUGGUAGAUCCUGCUCCCCUAGAUCAUAUGAAUGUCUGUCACCCCUUUACACAGGAAAUUACAGAAAACACAGAUGUGGAAAACUUAAAUGAUCUAGGCAGUCUGUUCCAAAGUCCAGGAUCCAGCUCUAUAAGCAAUAAAGCACCACGGGAUGCUUUCAGUACACAUUUGGUUUGUUGCCAAAAGCAGAUCCCUAGCCAAGAAGAGAUUCUGAAUUUGAAAGGGAAGUGUAAAAAAGGAAAGAAGAAAACCCAAGAAACUAGUGUACCGCAUGUGCUCAGUGAAGCAGACUCCCAUAGCCCAGAAGCUUCACGAAUUCGGCUACAAGAAAAUAAAAAGGGAAAAAAUUACAAAGGCAAAGUUGCCAAAGCAGUCGGGAAUAAUAUGGAAAGAAAGCAUUUUGGAACCAAUUCUGAUGUGUCUGGUCUGGAUAAAAACAUACUAAAUAGCAAUAAAAAGAAAAGAAAGGACUUGGCAGACAAUACUACAUCCACAAAUCAAGCAGAUACAACCUCACUCUCAUCUCUAAUAGGGAACCUAUCAUCUACUUUUCUAGUUUCAUUGGAUGAUGAAGAUACUCCUCUUAAUGUUGUUUGUAAAAACUCAAAUAAGAUUAUUCAGAAAGUUCAAGGAUCUUCAACCACACAGCACAGUUCUUUAAAUAAAACAAAUAUGUCUUUGGAGAGCCCAUGUUCAGAUGACAAUAGUCCUAAGACUAACUUCAAGAAAAGGAAAACAUCCAAGCAGAACCAAGUACUCAAAGAUUUGGCCAAUGUUGGCCCAGGUUCCUAUGAUUCCAUCCCUCUUCCAUCAACACGUCCAAACAGGCAGAGAAAUACGUCGGUCAGCUAUGCAGAGCCCAAGCUCAACAGGAAAUUGAGGCGUGGUGAUCCAUUUACCAUUACCGAUUUCCUCAGUUCCCCUGUCUAUAAAGGCAAAAGUAAGAAGAAGAAUCCAGGAAAAGGAAGAAGAAAUUGACUUUGGUUCAGUUUUCCGGCUUAUUUCUUGGGACUUCUUUUUACAAGUAUUUCUUUCUACUGGUCUGUUGUAGGGAGUGUAUCUUAACACCAUUUUACAAAUAAAAGCUUUAUUUUUUCAUA
Messenger RNA from Hemicordylus capensis (graceful crag lizard), 3780 nucleotides. Its product is annotated as shugoshin 2-like. Gene Ontology annotation, cellular component: nucleus; chromosome, centromeric region. Gene Ontology annotation, biological process: meiotic chromosome segregation. The transcript is spliced from 7 exons. The record is from RefSeq and is a predicted model, not a curated record. The coding region runs from base 1103 to 3658 and encodes 851 amino acids. Lineage: Eukaryota; Metazoa; Chordata; Lepidosauria; Squamata; Cordylidae.